AUGGCAUUUAAUUACAUACAUUCGUUUUUAAUUAAUUAAUUGUCUAGCUUAGCUAAGCUAAGUAGAAAUAAGAAAAUUAAAAAAAGUAAUUAAAUCUAAUUGAAUAAAAAUAUAUAAUAUAUAAUGAGGCAACUGCCCCACGGGGCAUACAUAAAAUUUUUUAGAUUGGGUCCGGGGCAGAACUACCAGGUUUUUUCAAAUAUUGCUAAAUAAAUAACUGGCCGUCUUUAAUUCCUACUAUAUAUAUUUUUAAGUAUAUGUUUUAAAUAAAAAUAUUAAGUUUAAAUAGUGAAUGUGAUAUCUCUUCAUAAAACAAAAUAAAUUAAUUAAUAUUUGAUAAUUAAUUAAUUAUUAUAUUUAUUUGUUCUUUUUAUCCAUUUAUAAUUAAUUAAUUAAUUAAAUUUCAUAAACUGCUAUUCAAUAUUUUUGAAAAAAAAAAUAAAUGAUAUAAUAGAUUAAAUAUUACGAAGAAUUAGAAGAAUUUAAAAGCUCUUCAUUUUUAUCUCAUUAGGUUCUCCAUAUUAAUCUU
Messenger RNA from Tetrahymena thermophila SB210, 529 nucleotides. Its product is annotated as transmembrane protein, putative. The transcript has 2 exons. Lineage: Eukaryota; Ciliophora; Oligohymenophorea; Hymenostomatida; Tetrahymenidae. The annotation marks the transcript as partial. The record is from RefSeq and is a predicted model, not a curated record.